Messenger RNA from Salvia splendens (bonfire salvia), 1799 nucleotides. Its product is annotated as acetate--CoA ligase CCL3. The transcript has 2 exons. The record is from RefSeq and is a predicted model, not a curated record. Lineage: Eukaryota; Viridiplantae; Streptophyta; Magnoliopsida; Lamiales; Lamiaceae. Bases 1 to 1707 code for a protein of 568 amino acids.
AUGGGUGAUCUACAGAGAGACAUCGAUGAUCUGCCCAAGAAUCCAGCUAAUUUCUCGCCCCUCACGCCCCUCGGCUUCCUGGAGCGAGCCGCGCUCCUUCACCCCACCCGUAAUUCUCUCAUUCACACCUCCCUCACCUUCACAUGGGCUCAAACAUACCACCGCUGCCGCCGCCUCGCCUCCGCCCUCCUCGGCCUCUCCGUCACUUUCGGUAGCACGGUUGCCGUGGUUGCUCCAAAUAUUCCGGCCAUGUUCGAGGCUCAUUUUGGAGUUCCUAUGUCCGGAGCAGUGCUAAAUACUAUAAAUAUCCGUCUAAACGCACAGGCUAUUGCGUUUCUCUUGGGACAUUCACACUCUGAUAUAAUAAUGGUAGAUCAAGAAUUCUUUUCUUUGGUUGAGGAAGCUUUGAAAAUUGUGGCCUAUAAAAGCAAGGACAAAUUCAAGCCCCCAACUUUGAUUGUCAUUGCUGAUGCAAACUGUGACAGAGAAUCUCUCGAACACGCGCUGCAAAGAGGUGCUAUUGAAUACGAAACGUUUUUAGACGCUGGCGACCCUGAUUUUGCUUGGAGACCGCCUCAAGAUGAGUGGCAGAGCAUUGCUCUUAGUUAUACCUCUGGCACGACAUCCAAUCCUAAGGGAGUCGUGUUGCACCAUCGUGGGGCGUAUCUCAUGGCCUUAAGUAACACUAUUGUUUGGGGCAUUGGUGAGGAAGCUGUCUACCUAUGGACUCUGCCUAUGUUCCAUUGCAAUGGUUGGUGUUUCCCUUGGACCCUCGCUGCUGUCUGCACCACCAGCGUUUGCAUCCGAGAGGUCACAGCAAAGGAAGUAUACACUGCUAUAGCUAAUCUUGGUGUCACUCAUUUUUGUGCUGCUCCUGUUGUUCUUAAUAGUAUUGUUCACGCCUCGAAAGAGGACUCGGUUCUUCCCCUGCCUCGUGUUGUCAAAGUGAUGACGGCCGGUGCAGCUCCGCCCCCUUCUGUUCUAUCCGCAAUGCAGCAAAGAGGCUUUAGAGUCACACACACUUAUGGCCUCUCGGAGACCUAUGGCCCCUCCACUAUAUGUGUGUGGAAGCCCGAGUGGGACUCUCUGCCUCCCGAAGCUCAAGCUCGUUUGAACGCGAGGCAAGGGGUCCGAUACGUAGGCCUUGAGGCCUUGGACGUGAUCAACACGCAAACGAUGCAGCCGGUCCCUGCUGAUGGGACGACGGUAGGAGAAGUCGUUUUCAGGGGGAAUGUGGUGAUGAAGGGAUAUCUGAGGAAUCCGAAGGCGAACGAGGAGGCCUUUGCGAACGGGUGGUAUCAUUCGGGUGAUCUCGCUGUGAAGCAUCCGGAUAACUACAUCGAAAUCAAGGACAGGUCGAAGGAUAUAAUCAUAUCUGGAGGUGAAAACAUUAGCUCUGUUGAGGUGGAGAAUGUCCUGUACCAGCACGAAGCGAUUCUUGAAGUCUCAGUGGUGGCCCGGGCAGACGAGCAGUGGGGGGAGUCCCCGUGCGCGUUUGUGGCGUUGAAGCUGAGCAUCGACGCUUCCGAUCAGGGGAGACUGGCGGAGGAUAUAAUGCAGUUCAGCCGGUCGAAGAUGCCGGCAUACUGGGUCCCGAAAUCGGUGGUGUUCGGGGCACUGCCGAAGACUGCAACAGGGAAGAUACAGAAAAAUGUGCUCAGAGCUAAGGCCAAGGAGUUGGGAGCUGUGAAAAAGAGCAGGUUAUGAAUAGAGUAAGGCUAUCACUUGUGUGUGUGUCUGUAAUGUUAGCCAUGGUUUAUAAUACUACCUUCUUUCCACAAUAGGAGUCACAUUUGGUG